AUGGGUGGAAACGACUACGUUCCCCAGAAGUCUGCGCGUCCUACGUCUGCGUUUGUCGUUCGGCCAAUGAUGGCGAAAUACAGAAACGUCAUUUGCGUGUCAGCUCCUUUGUGGGAGCCGUGGCCCCCUCCGUUAACGGGUGUCUCCUCGGUCAUUGGGUUCCCUGUUGCCGCCGCACCUGUCUACCAUUUCUGCAGCCUGGGAGGCGACCCCUGGCUCUGUCUGCCCCCUUCACACGAGUCCGCCGAGGCCACCUUGCCCGGGCAGCGGACUCCGCUGAGCUUCGGGAACCUCCAGAAUCGCUUUGUCCACUGGGUCCACGAUGGGCGCGCGGCGGGUCCUGACGCAGGAGCCAGUACAAGACUUGAGCUCACAGAGCCAACUACUCCUGAGCCAGGCUUGUUUAAUGGGGCUUCAGUCCGGGGACAAGUAACCCAAGAAGCCUCCAGGGACUCCCAGCUGGGUGAGACGGGUCAACAGGGGCCACCAGAACCACAGAACCUACACAUGAGACCAGGGAUGGACACCCAGAAGGAUCAGUGCCCUGGGAAAAUGAGCCCUGAACACGAAUGUGUGGAUGUGGGUGAUGGCGCAUGCUCAAAGAUUCUCCAGGAAGAAGUUUCUCCAGAAGCUGUUCUCCCUGACGGAGACAUCAUGGCUCACAAAGACAGAAAUCCCUGUGUUUGCAAGGACUGCGGGAAAGCGUUUAACAGGAGACACCUCCUGCUUCAACAUGCGCAGGUUCACUCUGGAGUCAAGCCCUACGCGUGCACAGAGUGUGGGAAAACCUUUAGCAAGAACACAAACCUCCUUCAACACCACGUCAUCCACACUGGGGAGAGGCCUUAUGCAUGCACACAGUGCGGGAAGGCCUUCAGCCUGAGGUCUCACCUUGCACGGCACCAGCAGUUUCACACCGGGGAGAAGGCUUACGAGUGCACACAGUGUGGGAAGGCCUUCAGCCACAGAUCACACUUUGCACAGCAUCAGCGGAUUCACACUGGGGAGAGGCCCUACGCGUGCACAGACUGUGGGAAGGCCUUCAGCCGCAAUUCAUACCUUACACGGCACCAGUGUCUUCACACUGAGGAGAAGGCCAAUCAGUGCAGUGAGUGUGGGAAGGCCUUCAGCCGCAGGUCACACCUUGCCCGGCACCAGCGGAUCCACACUGAGGAGAAGCCCUAUGCCUGCACAGACUGUGGGAAGGCCUUCACCCAAAGUGCACACCUCGCACAGCACCUGAGGAUCCACACCGGGGAGAAGCCCUAUGAGUGCAGUGAGUGUGGGAAGACCUUUGCCCACCUCUCCACUUUUGUCUUGCACAAGAGGAGCCACACAGGAGAAAAACCUUUUGAGUGCAAGGAGUGUGGGAAAGCCUUUCGUGACCGGCCGGCCUUCAUCCGACACUACAGCAUCCACACCGGAGAGAAGCCGUAUGAGUGUGUUGAGUGUGGGAAAGCCUUCAACCGCAAGUCCCACCUCACUCAGCACCAAAGGACCCAUCCUGGGAGAGGCGCUGUCGGUGUGACGGACGUGGGGAGACCUUUCACGAUUUCCAAGGGAGGCACAAGGGCGGCUGCAGACUUGCCUGGUUUCUCCUACUCUGCCUACUGUCUGGAGGCGGGUCAGAGGCGGGACUCAGGGCAUCCUGCCCACUGA
Molecule: messenger RNA, 1659 nt
Organism: Chrysochloris asiatica (Cape golden mole)
Lineage: Eukaryota; Metazoa; Chordata; Mammalia; Afrosoricida; Chrysochloridae
Gene: ZNF264
Product: zinc finger protein 264
Source: RefSeq, a predicted model, not a curated record